GCCGUCUCCCAUAAUUCUUUUUUGUUUGUUUUUUUAACACUCUCCUCUCCUCCCUCAACAUGUAUAAAUAAAUAAUACUAAUAAGUUCCAUUCUCUUUUUUCUCUCUCUGUUUUUCAAAAACCCACACAACGCUAAAGAAACUGCAAGACUGUUAAAAAAAGAAGAGGAUAAUCUUUGAAAAAUCCUUUUGGAUUUCUAGGGUUUGUUAUCAAAAGAAAGCCAGAGCCAUUGAAAAGAGGAGGGAAGAUCGGAUGGCUACACAAGGGCAGGCGGCGAUGGACCAUGCUGUCCUAGAUGACAUAAUCAGACGGUUAACAGAAGUCCGAUCAGCCAGACCAGGCAAGCAAGUUCAGCUAUCGGAGGCUGAGAUCAAGCAACUCUGUGUCGCUUCUCGUGAAAUUUUUCUUCAACAACCUGUUCUGCUCGAGCUUGAAGCCCCCAUCAAGAUAUGCGGUGACAUUCAUGGGCAAUAUAGUGAUUUAUUGAGACUUUUUGAGUAUGGUGGUUUUCCUCCUGGGGCAAAUUAUCUUUUUUUGGGGGACUAUGUUGAUCGAGGAAAGCAAAGUUUGGAAACUAUAUGCCUUUUGCUUGCCUAUAAGAUUAAAUAUCCAGAGAACUUCUUUCUCUUACGAGGAAACCAUGAAUGUGCUUCUAUAAAUCGGAUAUAUGGAUUUUAUGAUGAAUGUAAGCGGCGGUUUAAUGUAAGGCUAUGGAAAUCCUUUACUGACAGUUUCAACUGCCUUCCUGUUGCUGCUUUGAUAGAUGACAAAAUUUUGUGCAUGCAUGGCGGUCUUUCCCCUGAUUUGACAAAUUUGGAUCAAAUUAGAAACUUGCCCCGCCCAACUGCUGUUCCAGAUACUGGUUUGCUGUGUGAUUUACUCUGGUCGGAUCCUGGUAGAGAUGUUAAGGGAUGGGGGAUGAAUGAUAGAGGAGUUUCUUACACCUUUGGUCCUGAUAAGGUGCAAGAAUUCUUGACAAAGCAUGAUUUAGACCUUGUCUGUCGUGCACAUCAGGUUGUGGAAGAUGGGUAUGAAUUCUUUGCCGACAGGCAACUUGUUACCAUAUUUUCAGCUCCCAACUACUGUGGUGAAUUUGACAAUGCUGGUGCUAUGAUGAGUGUUGAUGAAAAUUUGAUGUGCUCCUUUCAAAUUUUAAAGCCUGCUGAGAAAAAAGCGAAGUUCAUGAUGUCAAACAAAAUGUGAUGGCUGCAAAUUAUUAGUCCCUGGUCAUACCCAAGGGAAACUGGCUAAAAUUAAAGGUUUUCAGGUUUGAGUCUGCUAAUUCUAGGAGACGCAGGCACGACCCGUGCAUUAUUUACUGUUUGGUGGGGGCAAAGCUUUCCAAAUCAUUUUUGGAGGCACAUGCUGUGGGGUGUACCAAAAGUCCGAAGGAACUGUUUUUUUCUUUCCUUUUUUUUUCCGCAUCUAAUGUCUUUACUUUUCUCUGUAGUUCGUACUCCUGCGUAUGUGCAUAUAUUUGGCCUGGUAAUUAUAAUUGUGAUUGGGCAUCGGAAUUGGCCACAUUUAGCUCUA
Molecule: messenger RNA, 1533 nt
Organism: Populus nigra (black poplar)
Lineage: Eukaryota; Viridiplantae; Streptophyta; Magnoliopsida; Malpighiales; Salicaceae
Product: serine/threonine-protein phosphatase PP1 isozyme 4
Exons: 4
Coding region: 253-1203 (316 amino acids)
Cellular component (GO): cytoplasm; nucleus
Molecular function (GO): protein serine/threonine phosphatase activity
Source: RefSeq, a predicted model, not a curated record